GACCCGAGUAGAAGACUCGACCUAGCAAGCCAUGGCGGCCACGGGUGGAGGGAAAAUUAGAAGCAGAAGAUAUCACAUCGCCUCUAAACCUUACGCCAAAAGCAAACAGCAACAGCAGCCAGGCCUCAUCAGCAGAGUCACAGACACAGUGAAGAGCAUCGUUCCUUCCUGGUUGCAGAAAUACUUCAGGAAUGGGGAGGCUGCGGAGGGGGGAGGGGCCGUGCCAGGGGCGGGGCAGGACCAGGCCCCUCCCUCUAACGGCAAUGAGGAUAUGGCCCCUCCUCUUGAUGGUCGGGACUCCCCAGAGCCCACCACCAGUAACACAGAGCCCUCAACGAGCAGGGCGUCCCUCAACCUCCACGACCACGUCCUGUCCCGGCCUCCCCUCAACCGCUCCCACCUCCACUUCCCCUCCCUGGACUCUCCCCCGGGGCAUGGGGCCCCCGGGGGCUCGGCCCUCUUCUCCCAGCCCUCCACCUCCUUCGCUCCGCCUCCCUUCCACGCCUCCUCCAGCUACUCCCUGGUGAAGGAGAUCAAGGACUCCAGCUCGCAGCACGAGGACGACAACAUCUCCACCACCAGCGGCUUCUCCUCCCGCGCAUCAGAAAAAGAUGUCCCGGCCUCCAAGACAGCUUCAUUCCCCCAGCUGUGGUCCCCAGACACGGACAGGACCCACUCCGGGCACCACCCGGCCCAGUCCAGCCUGAAGAAGCCUGCCUUCAACCUGUCUGUGUUCGGAGCCUCCUCCACUUCUACGAUGAACAGCUCUGUGCUGAGCUCCAGACAGCUGGGAGACUCUCCGUUCUACGCAGGCAAAACCACGUACGGAGGGGCUGCGGCGGCCAGGGCAGGACGCUCACGCCUGGGCACGCCCUACCAGGCCCCAGUGAGGAGGCAGAUGAAGGCAAAGCCGGCAGGAGCCCAGCCAUGCGGGGUGAACAGCGCCACAGCUCGACGCAUCCUGCAGUCCCUGGAGCGCAUGUCCAGCCCUCUGGCUGAUGCUAAGAGGAUCCCUUCCCCGGCCACCUGUCCUCUGUCCACAUCUCUGGAUGGCACCAUCCUGGAGCGAUCUCAUGUGCUGACCAAAAAGAGGAGGCUGGACUCUCCGCGCCCCCCGGUUCAGAAGCUGGUCAUCCCCUCUGCUGCCUCGUAUUCAGCUAACAGAUCCAUGUCCUUCAGGCCCUCGCUGACCCCGAGGGGCCUGGCACGACCUCUGACCCCAAGAGACACGCCCUCAAGACAAUCACCUCAGAUAGCAGAAACGCUGGCAGGUCCCUCUCAAAGCACAAGCAGCCUGCUCUACCCCAUCUGCAGCACACCUGCUGCCAGCACCCCCCAGGCCAGCGCCCCCCAGGCCAGCGCCCCCCAGGCCAGCACCCCUGGCUCCGGCGGGGGCAAGAUGAAGAGGGAGAGGACCAGCACUCGACCCUCCUCCAAGCGCCCCGAUGACGAGACUGCUGAUGUACCUGACCUACCAGCCAUCUCUCUACCAAUCAGCACUUCUGGCCUUCCCACCUUCAGCUUCUCCUCCCUUCCCCCUGCCACAGCCACGCCCACAGCCACGCCCACAGCCACGCCCACAGCCACGCCCACAGCCAUGCCCACAGCCACGCCCAUGACUCCUGUGGCUGCCGAGUUGGUCAACAACAAGGAUCCUCCUACUGCUUGCUCGCCCCCCUGCGCCCCGUUCACCUUCUCCUCGCCCAUCGUCAUGGCUACUGCUGCCAGCCCCACGUCCUUCUUGCCCUCCGCCGGAUUCACCUUCAGCGCACCUGUAGCCAAAACCACUCCCUCGGUGUCCAACGGCAACAUGGACAGUCACACAGGUUCCGUCCAUCUAUCUGCAACAGACUCAGUGGUCACGGUCGACUACACGGCUCCUGAUGUUACAGAGCAGGCAGAGGAGUUCGAGGGUCCCUUCAAACCAGCCAAGACCCUGAAGCAGGGCAGCGUGCUGGAUUUGCUCAAAUCUCCUGGUUUCUCCUCUCCGGUGGCAGGGCUGUCCCCUAGCCCAGAGCCCAGUGCCCUGGCCCCCCUUGCUGUGUCCACAGCCCCCUCCAGCUCCGGCUUCGGGGACCUGUUCAAGCCCCCGGCUGGAUCCUGGAUCUGCAGCGUGUGCAUGGUGCAGAACAAACCCAGCCACACCAAAUGUGUGGCCUGUCAAUCCCUGCAGCCCAACACAUCCUCAUCCUCCAUGAAAACAACAUCAGCCUCAGAGCUCCUCAGUACAGCCACCACGGGGACUACAACUCCCAUGGGGACUACAACUCCCAUGGGGACUACAACUCCCAUGGGCUUUAAGGGCCUCUUCACAGUCCCCACUGGGACCUGGGACUGCGACACGUGUCUGGUGCAGAACAAGCCCGAUGUAGUCAAAUGUGUGGCCUGCGAGACCGCCAAGCCUGGGGCUGGAGUUAAGCCCUCUCCGACUCUCCCUGCUUUCUCUGGGGCCAAGGCUUUGAGCAACAACCCCUCCACCUCGUCAGGGUUCGCAGGAUUCGGAGACAAGUUCAAAAAGCCGGAGGGGGCGUGGGAAUGUGGUACCUGUAUGGUUCAGAACAAGGCGCAAGACAGCAAGUGUGUGGCCUGCAUGAGUGCUAAACCAGGAGCAUCAUCGUCCCCUCCCCCCGCCUCUGCUGCCGCCCCCCUGCUGGGCUUUGGGGACCAGUUUAAGAAGCCAGAAGGAAGCUGGGAGUGUGGCGUGUGCACGGUGCAGAACAAGGCUGCUGACCUCCAGUGUGUGGCCUGCCAGUCAGCCAAGCCUGGGGCCACGGUGGAGCCCAAAGCCUUUGGUUCCUCCUCUUUUGGCGCGUCGUCAGAUUCUGGCACUGGAGGGUUCAAGUUCGGCACCUCGUCAGAGUCUACCUCUGGUGCCGGCUUCCAGUUUGGCGGCAGCCUCACAGACUCCUCAUCCACCAACGCCUCCGCCGGAGGAUUCAAGUUUGGAGCUCCGCCCUCCGAGUCCUCUUCCUCUGGAGGGUUUAAGUUUGGAGGCACCUUGUCAGACAUGUCUACCAACAACGGAGGGUUCAAAUUCGGCGGGGGCUCCUCUGCAGCUGCCGCCAGCGACGACACAAAGGCAGACCCUCCCAGCACGGGCGGGUUUACAUUUGGGGUUAGCGGGGGGUCGGCGCUGGGUAACUGCAGCUCCGGCCACAACAGCAAAGCCUUGGUGGGAGGCUUCUCGUUCGGCUUCCCCGCAGCCUCCCAGGACAGGAAGGAGAACGGGUCUCCGUCCACAGACGGCACGUCCACAGACGGCACGUCCACUGGGGCGGCUCCACUGUUUGGGAGCCUAGCAGCGGCUGAGCCCAGCCUGACCUCCACACCACUGGGGGGCGCUGCCUUCGGAGCGCCAACGUCCGCCGAGAAUGAUCUCCCUGCUCCCUCUUUCACGUUCGGGAAGCCCGAUGAGAAGGAGUCGUCUGGGUUUGGUUUUAGCGGGAAGGAAGCAGAGAGCUCUCCAGCGCCAUCUAUGGGCGGCUUCUCCUUCAGUGCAGCGGACCCUCCCCAGGAGUCAGCCCAGCCCAGCUUCACCUUUGGGAAACCGGCGGAUAAGAGUGAGGCGGUCGCAGACGGGCCAAAGGCUGCGUUCAGCUUUGGGCAGAGCACCACAGAUGCUGUUGCCUCAAACCCCAAACCGGUGUUUGGUUUCAUAGCCAGCACCUCCGCCCCCUCAUCCACUACCCCAGCCCCUAGUAUGUUUGGGGCCUCCAUCACCUCCGCCCCCUCCUCCUCCACCCCGGCCCCUAGCCUUUUUGGGGCCCCAAUCACAUCUACCCCUGCACCCUCAUCCACCACCCCAGCCCCUAGCAUGUUUGGGGCCUCCAUCACCUCUGCCCCAUCAUCCACUACCCCAGCCCCUAGCCUAUUUGGGGCCCCAAUCACCUCCGCCCCCUCCUCCACCACCCCAGCCCCUAGCCUCUUUGGGGCCCCCAUAACCUCCGCCCCCUCCUCCACCACCCCAGCCCCUAGCCUCUUUGGGGCCCCCAUCAACUCUGCCCCAGCCACCAGCUCCUUCCUCUUUGGCCAGACAGCAUCCAGCGAUGCCCCCCCAGCCAAGGCCUUCAUGUUUGGGCAGAGCCAGGACAGCCAGGGCUCCCAGGUAGCCCUCCCCUCCCUGAACGCAGCCCCCUCCCAGCCCUUCCUGUUUGGGUCUGCAGCCGGCGCUCCCCCCGCCACUCCCCCCUCCUUCACCUUCGGGGCCACAGCGCCCCCUGCUGCCUCAACCCCAGCCACUGCCCCCUCGUCAGGCCCCUCCCCCUUUGUCUUCAGCCCCGCCCCCUCUGCUGGGUUUGGCAGCACUCAGAGCCCCGCCUUCGGCCAGGUGUCGUCUCAGCCCAGCGCCCCGGCCUUUGGGGCCCCCUCCCCCUUCCUGGGGGCCCCCUCCUCCCAGUCCCCUGCCUUUGGUGCUGCCUCUGUGUUUGGAUCAGCAGCCAGCUCUGCUCCAGGAGGGGGGUUCCAGUUCGGGGGAGCCAGCGCCUUUGGCUCUGCCAGCAGCAGCGCGGGGGUGUUUGCUUUUGGGGGAGGACCAGGGGGAUCGCCCGCCCCCCCUUCUACUCCCUCCCUUGUGCCCCAGCCCACAGCCACAGGAGGGGGGUUCACCUUUGCACAGCCCCCUGCCUUCAACAUUGGGUCAACCAAGAACAGCUUCACCCCGACCCCCGCGGGCCAGAACGCCAUCGCUGGACGGAAGAUCAAAACAGCUGUCCGACGCAGGAAGUAGGAAGCCCCUCUAGGCUGAGGCUGAGACGUUCUGGAUGGGACUCCAGGAAGCCGGCCUGGACGCUGUUCCCUCAGACAGACACUGAAGUACUUAGCAUGUGAAGGGUUCUGGGGGGACCCCUCUGUUUCCAAAGGCUGGAUGGAGGUCUCCGUCUGCAGACCCAGAGCAUCAGGACAUGGCGAUGACCCGUACCAACCUGUAAACUAGAAGAGAGAACUUAAACAACAACCACCACCAUGACACAAUCAAUAGCUCCUCCCGCUCCAACAACAGGAUAUAUUUUCAACAGCCACAAAUGUCUGCUAGAACUGAGGCAUGACUUUUUGUAAAAAAAAAAAAAAAAAAAAUGUUA
Molecule: messenger RNA, 5078 nt
Organism: Hypomesus transpacificus
Lineage: Eukaryota; Metazoa; Chordata; Actinopteri; Osmeriformes; Osmeridae
Gene: nup153
Product: nucleoporin 153
Exons: 22
Coding region: 32-4726 (1564 amino acids)
Biological process (GO): protein import into nucleus; RNA export from nucleus
Cellular component (GO): nuclear pore
Molecular function (GO): structural constituent of nuclear pore
Source: RefSeq, a predicted model, not a curated record